Molecule: messenger RNA, 1443 nt
Organism: Laetiporus sulphureus 93-53
Lineage: Eukaryota; Fungi; Basidiomycota; Agaricomycetes; Polyporales; Laetiporaceae
Exons: 5
Coding region: 313-1164 (283 amino acids)
Biological process (GO): cell surface receptor signaling pathway
Source: RefSeq, a predicted model, not a curated record
CGCGGGAGAAGCUAAGUCUGAGUCGCGUCUCGAACAUUCUGACACAGGGCUGGCCAUCGAACGAGCGAGCAAUGACAUUGACGGCGAGAAUCCUAAUAGCCCUAACUCCCUCUGUGGAACGAAUGCGGUAUUGCGCAGCCGAAUUGGCUUUCCUAGUGCAGCUGGAUAUCCAUCGAGAGUGAACUCCAACAUUGCGCCUACCGGAGAGCAUCUCAAUAAUGGAUUCGAAUUCUUUGGCCAUAAUGCACUGCCGCAAAGGCAUCCCUCGACCAUAUAUAUAGUGAUCUCGACAGGCUUUCAUGUGGUCCUCGAAUGAACUUGACACUAUCGUCGCAGAUGACCAACGCUAACGACAAACUAACCGAUGCACUUGCUUUUCUCCAGUUUGCACUGAGUUGUUUGCAAGAGACUAUGUCCGCCUCCAGUGUAGCCUUUCCCAUCGUCCCCAUAUUGUCGGUUGCGAAUGCUGUGGUCAGAACAGUCCAGGUUGUUCGGAGCAACGAGGAUCGCGUCGAACGGUUGCUCGAACGGCUGUUGGCGUUCAUCGAGCAUAUGUCCCGCAUUUCGGGAUACUCAGGGCUCGAGAACGAAGAUUUCAAUGAGGAACUGAAGAAUAUGCUAUGUACCUUGCAAAAGACGUAUGAUGAAAUACUGCAGCUCCAAAAGCACACACGAACAAGGAAGUUCCUUCGACAUAAGAGCAUCUCAGGUAUUCUCGAUCGCUGCUUGGACACAAUCGACUAUGCCUGGAGGACCUUUGAUGCAACUGUUUUGUUCCGCAUCCAGCAGAGGCUGAUCGAUGAGGAUAAACGUCUGAAAACCAUCCUUCAAACAUUGGAACAACGGGAUUCUGAGCUGAGGAGUAUUUUACAGAAGCUAGAGGCUCAGGAAGUUGUUUCCGGCGAGCUACUGAAUCGGAUCGAUGGCGUGCGCGAACAGCUGGAACAUCAAACAGAAUUCUUUGUUCGUUCUCAAAACCAAGCUCUUGAAAAUAUAUCAACGACUCAAGAACCCAUGCUGAACAUGCUGCAGGCUGAACGUCAGGAGCACGCUGACGGCAGAUUUCUCACAAUGCAGCCUGCAUUCAUGGCAACCUGCACGGUCAUUUGGAGACGAAUACAAAUACUCACCCCUGCGACACAGCAAGCACGGGCUCCUAUAUGAUCUCACCACUAUCGAGUCUAUCAGGUUCACGCCAUCACAUGAUGAUGCAUAUUAUUCUCGUGCAAUGUGCCUUCGAAUGAUAUGGUUUGGCCGCCGAUACCUUCUUUCAUGACAUUGAUGUGGACUUCGAUACUUCAAACCUACUGUUUUGCACUUGAUUGUCUUUUAUCAAGUUGAGCUAGUGUCAUCCGUAGGUGUCGUAAGAAACGAUAGCCUUUUCCUAUAAGUGACUGUCACUCUAUGCCGAGACUUGCUGUAUAUAUAAGGAUUCUGAGCAUU